This is a messenger RNA of Spodoptera frugiperda (fall armyworm), 983 nucleotides long. RefSeq lists its product as uncharacterized. Lineage: Eukaryota; Metazoa; Arthropoda; Insecta; Lepidoptera; Noctuidae. Bases 131 to 916 code for a protein of 261 amino acids. The record is from RefSeq and is a predicted model, not a curated record. The transcript has a single exon.
UCAAACGAACAUUUAUUAUUUUGUAAAAAAUGCUGUUUUAUUGCCAAACACAUACAUUCAUUGUUUAGUAACAUUGUGACAGCUAAGCAGAUUAAAAUACUAAUAUGUAACUUUCUUUUGUCCACAGUUAAUGCAAAACGGUCGCGAGCUACUCUCCGUAGUAGCUCAAGAGAUGGACGAGCUCUCGGUCUCGAUCCGUCUCCGUCUGCUCUCGUCCCCACCAGUCAGCACAACGUGGCUACUACUCUCCGCAGACCUUUGCCUCAACAAGUUUCUUCCCCUACCGACUACGCUGCAACAGUUUUACACCGCUCAUCUGGUAACAACCACGGAAGAAAAUGUCAGUGAAGCCAGCUAUAGAUGUUGGAAGAAAAGCCCCGAGAAGAACGAGAAUAAACCAGAUGCUGCGGCGCUUGCAGAAGAAGUCAGUCAAAGUAUAUCUCAGAUUAGUCUGCGUAAUAAUGAGGACACGAAGCCUAAGAAAGAACCAAUCUCAGUUAGCCAAGAUACAUGGACAGGUGAUGAUACCUUAAGGAAAAGAUACGACCUUAACUCUUGGCGGCAAACAGAAGAGACGAGAAUAAAGGCUAAUGACUGCCAACAAGGGGGGGAUAUCUUCCAAAGUCACCCCGAAAGAAAUGUGUCUCAGGCCCCAGAAAAGCCAAAAUUAGGCGUUGGAGCUAGGUUAUUGAGACUUAGAGCCCUCUCAAAGGAAUCAAUCUCAGUCAGCGAAGACACAUGGUCAGGACCCGACUCCCGCCCGCCGCACAUAAGUAUGAGAUCACGAAAGGGGAGGAUUAAUGGAAAGAAAGACGGAACAACAGCCAAGGCGACCCCAAGACGCCAUGUCGCCGAAGUACCGCGCAGCGCCAAAUACUGGGGCCACGACGACCGAUGCGUCAAACAUUAUAGUUAGUAGGAAUGUCUUGUAUGUAUGUAUGUAAAUAAUUAUUAAUUUAGGGAAUUGUACAAAUGAAAUUGUU